This is a messenger RNA of Naegleria gruberi, 1083 nucleotides long. RefSeq lists its product as uncharacterized. The transcript is spliced from 3 exons. NCBI's taxonomy places the organism in Eukaryota, Heterolobosea, Eutetramitea, Acrasida, Naegleriidae. The record is from RefSeq and is a predicted model, not a curated record. The coding region runs from base 1 to 1083 and encodes 360 amino acids.
AUGACAGAUUCAAGGUUUGCAUUAUCGGAUGAUUCUCCUCAUUUACAUCAAGAACAAGAACAACAUGAUGAUUAUGCAGUUGCAUAUGAUAAUAAUCAACAACAACAACAUUCAUCCUUACCUCUACCAUCAUCAUUUGCACAACAAUAUGAUGAUGAUAUUAAUACUACUAAUCAUCAUACUCCUAAUAAUAACAAUAACACUGAUGAUAAUGUAAAUGAUGUAAAUGAUGAUGAUAAUAAAUUUGGUGAAUUUCUUGAUAUUCAAAUGAAAAGAAAAAGAGAAAAUGAUAAAAUAUCUAAAAAGGAUAAAAUAUCAAUAUGGAUGAUUGGAUUAAAUACAUUUUUUAUAUCAGUUGCAACUAUAUUAGGUACAGGUAUAUUAGGUUUACCUGUUAAAUUAUAUAGAACUGGUUUUUGGCCUUUUUUUACUACUUUUAUCAUUUGUUUUAUUAUGCAAGCAAUGAUUAUCAUUUAUUUAACUGAUAUUUUACAAAAAACUGAAUUUAUUAUGAAAUUACAAUAUUUUAAUAAUUUAAAAAAUACAAAUAAUAAUAAUAAUAUUGAAAAUAAUAGUAUUGAAAAUAAUAGUAUUGAAAAUAAUAAUAUUGAAAAUAAUAAUUUAGAAAAUAAUAAUAAUAUUGAAAAUAAUUUAGAAGAAAUUGAAAUGAUAGAAGAACAAGUAAAUGAAAAUCAAAUAGAAGAUAUUGUAAAUGAUAAUAAUAAUCAAAUUAAUAAUCAAAUUAAUAAUGAAAAUAAUAAUACUAUAAUAAUUGAACAAGAAGAACCUGUUUUUGAUCCUGAUUUACAUAUAAUAUUAGGAGAUAAAUAUAUUUCACAUGUCAUUUCAUUUGCUACUUUAUUUAAAGGUACUUUAUUAUUAAUUAUGGUUGGUCUUGUUGGAUUUAUUAGUAAUUUAACUAAUUUGGAAUUUGUUGAUAAAUUUCAAUAUAUUGGUCAUCCUUUCUUAAUUGGAACUGUUAGUUUAGGUGGUGUUAUGAAUACUUUACCUGUUAUACAUCAAACACAAAUUAAAAAAUCACAUCAAAAUGAUCAAGAAGAUGAAGAAUAUACAGAAGAGUAA